Messenger RNA from Polyodon spathula (Mississippi paddlefish), 4874 nucleotides. RefSeq names its product lysyl oxidase homolog 4-like. The transcript is spliced from 16 exons. Gene Ontology annotation, cellular component: membrane. NCBI's taxonomy places the organism in Eukaryota, Metazoa, Chordata, Actinopteri, Acipenseriformes, Polyodontidae. Gene Ontology annotation, molecular function: copper ion binding; protein-lysine 6-oxidase activity. The coding region runs from base 143 to 2425 and encodes 760 amino acids. The record is from RefSeq and is a predicted model, not a curated record. Gene Ontology annotation, biological process: peptidyl-lysine oxidation.
UCUCUCACAUGCAGUCACAGCAAAGCUGCUCUCUGCAACACUCAUCUCAGAGGGUGUCAGUGUUUCCCCUCUAGGAGCAAUCCCUUUGUCAGUGAGCUUCUCACAGAACAGAGCCAGGACUCUGUCAGGCCCGUUUGUCGAGAUGUUGGGGUUCCUCCUAUCUGUGACCCCUCUACUGCUUCUGUCUGCCCUGACCUCCCCCGCUGCAGGACAGCCUCAGAACCGUCGUGCACCCCUCAUCAAGCUGCGGCUAACGGGGAACACGGGCAAGCCCAACGAGGGUCGGCUGGAGGUCUAUUAUAACCGAACCUGGGGCACCGUCUGUGAUGACGAGGUGGACAUCAACCUUGCCAACGUAGCUUGCAGAGAGCUCGGCUUCGAGAACGCACAAACCUGGGCUCACAGCGCCAGGUACGGGGUUGGCAAAGGUCCAAUCUGGCUGGAUAAUGUGCGCUGCAAGGGCACUGAGAAGUCGCUGGCGGAGUGCAGCGCCAAUGGCUGGGGGAUCAGCGACUGCCAACACACAGAGGACUUGGGCGUGAUAUGCAGCGAGGGAAAGCGCCGUGUGAUUGAUCAGCAAGGGGGGCGCCCUGUCACCAUUGUUAGACAGGGCGGCAGCGGGGUGAAGAUUGAGGAGGUCCGUCUCCGACCACUUAUGACUGGUACUAAGGGCCGCGUGCCCAUCAGGGAGGGCGUGGUGGAGGUGAAGCAUGCUGGGAGGUGGCGGCAGGUGUGUGAUGUGGGCUGGACACUCAACAACAGCAGGGUAGUGUGUGGCAUGCUGGGAUUCCCAUUGGAGGCUCAGCACAACACCAAGAUGUACAAAAAACUUUGGGAUACCAAGGUCAACAAUCCAACUACCAGACUCAGCACAAUGUCCCGGAAGAAGAGUUUCUGGGUGGAGAAGGUGAGCUGCCAUGGCAAUGAGCCCAGCCUGUCAGAUUGCCGGGUCCAGCUCUCUAUUUCCCGCAACAGCCCCCCCUGCAGGAAAGGCAUGCACGCCAUCACACGCUGCGUCCUGGGAGCAGAGCUCAGCAACGCCCUGAACACUGGCCGCAAGACACACUCCCACAGAGAGCCCUCAGUCCGGUUGAAGGCGGGCGCUCGGCUGGGCGAGGGUCGCGUGGAGAUGCUGCGUGAAGGGAAGUGGGGCACGGUGUGCGAUCACCAAUGGGACCUGGUCUCUGCCAGCGUGGUGUGCCGGGAGCUGGGGUACGGCACAGCAAAAGAGGCCAUGAGAGGAGCGCAUAUGGGGCAAGGAUUGGGUCCCAUCCACAUGAACGCAGUGCAGUGCAGUGGGCAUGAGCGCUCCAUCACUGAGUGCUACUUCCAGGACCUGGCCACCAGGGGGUGCACUCACUAUGAUGAUGCCUCUGUCAGGUGCAACGUGCCUAAGAUGGGACUUGACAGCAAGAUUCGCCUGGCAGGGGGGCGCAGUCCUGGGGAGGGUCGUGUGGAGGUGCUGAUAGAGGUUGGAGGUCGGAAGCAGUGGGGUGCGGUGUGCAGCGAGUCCUGGGGUCUCAACGAGGCCACAGUGGUGUGUCGACAGGCGGGCUUCGGAUUUGCCUCACAUGCCCUGCAGGAGACGUGGUACUGGCAGGGGGACCCAAGUGCCAGUGAGGUGGUGCUGAGCGGGACCACGUGCUCCGGGACUGAGCUCUCGAUUCAGCAGUGCCAGAAGCACAGGCAGGUACACUGCCCUCGAGGGGGCGGGCGGCGUGCUGCGGGGGUCACCUGUAGUGAGAUGGCCCCGGACCUGAUUCUGAACGCUCAGGUGGUCCAGGAGUCUGCGUACCUGGAGGACCGACCGCUGCACCUGCUCACUUGCGCCCACGAGGAGAAAUGCCUUUCCUCUUCCGCAGACCACAUGAAUUGGCCCUAUGGGCAGCGGCGCCUGCUCCGCUUCUCCUCGCUCAUCCACAACCUGGGCAGGGCUGACUUCCGCCCACGGGCAACUCGAGAGUCCUGGAUCUGGCACCAGUGCCACAGGCACUACCAUAGUAUCGAGGUGUUCACACACUACGACCUCCUCACCCUCAAUGGUAGCAAAGUUGCAGAAGGUCACAAGGCCAGCUUCUGUCUGGAAGACACCCACUGCUCUGACGGGCUACAGAAACAGUACGCUUGUGUCAACAUGGGAGAGCAGGGCAUCUCUGUGGGCUGCUGGGAUACCUACGGACACGACAUUGACUGCCAGUGGAUCGACAUCACGGAUGUCAAACCAGGGGACUACAUCUUCCAGGUUGAAGUAAAUCCCCACUUUGACAUGGUUGAGUCCGAUUUCACAAACAACGUAAUGCGCUGCCGAUGUAAAUACGAUGGGAGUCGGAUCUGGAUGUACGGCUGUCACACAGGAGAUGCAUAUAGUGAUGAAAUUGAGGAUCUGUUUGAGCACCAGAAUCGGAUCUCCAAUAACCUGAUCUAAAUGUUCACCCUGGAAAUGCCUAGAAGAACCUGGAAUCAGGAAUGGGGAGAACUGGAGCUUGAAUUCGGGAUUUGGACACUUACCUCAAUACGUGCAACACCAACACAAAGCACAGCAGUCUUCUUGUGAUCAGUGGGGAAGUCAAGUGGAUUUAGAGUGACAAAGGUGGCUCCUUUGGGCUACAUACAUCCAUGGUGAUCCUGCUGUAGGAUUUGGAAAUCUUUAUCCCAGUGUCUUUUGCAGUUUGAGUAUUUUCUACUUUUAUUUUUUUUUAAUGCAUACAAUCCUUUAGGACAGCGUAACUUUAAAACAAGAAAAAAAAAAAAAAAAUUGGACUUUGUUUUACAGCCUGUUUCUGAUUCCUUACUGAAGUACUUUAUUUAAAUGUUGUCUUGUAUAAAACAGAAGGGACAGAAACAGACCUAUUGAAUAUCUGUGAAUGAAAAUCCAGAUUUUCUCCUUGAUUUGUUUGAGGACAUGAGUAAAUAACACACUUCAUACUCAAUGCUCAGAUAAUUCCAUUUGUAUAUAGCUCAAGUAUUAUUUUAAUAUUUUCUCAAUACGGGCUACUGCUUUACUCAGAGCACCAUGAUGUCAGGACAGCCUAAAGCUUCUACAGUAUCUUGAAACAAACUACAACUACUUUUAUGUGUCACUGUGAAUUCCCUAACAAAGUCUCUUCACACAAGUGUAGCAAGAAGUGCGGGAACAUUUUCAGGAAUUAUACUCAGGUAGUGAUGUCAUAUUUAAAUCAUUUAAGUACUAGAAUGGCAACAUUUUGCAGUUCCUCAUUGAGGUUAAAUACAUGAGUACAGCCUGUUUCAUAAAAAGGAAAACUAACCAUACUUUUUAAUUCAAUGAGGAGAACUUCCCAUACCUGGACUUGCUUUAUAAUAAACAUUUGUUUAAAAUAGAUCCUUCUUUUUUUAACUGAAGCAAAAUUGCUGUUAUAGCAAUACAAAGUGCAUUUUUUGAAACCACAAACAGCCUGGUUGUUUUAAAAAAGAAAAAAUCUAAAUUUGACCACAGCGAGGAAACUCUUUAAAAGCAUAUUAUGAUUUCUAUGCAAUGCAGAGCCAGUCAUCCUGUAAAAUUAAAUUAUAUAGACUUGAACAAGGCAACAACAAAACAAAGUCAUUUUCUAUUAUAAUCUUCCCCUUUUUUAAAGUUGAUCAUCUGUAGCAGGAAUCCCACAAAAUGUGUUUUCUGUGUUAAGAGAACAAUGUUUUUAACUUAAAAUACACUUUGUAAUUUGUACUUGGAAGUUGUUUGCUUCUUAAUCUGUGCAAACAUACUUUAGUACACCAUACACUUCAGUUUUAUAACAUUCCUCGACUUUAAAUCCAGCUGACUUGUUUACACUUUGAGUUAUUGAAUUUUAGAAUGUUGUUUAUUACAUCUAACCUUUGAAUUGUUCGCUGUAACUUAGCACAUCAACUUUUAUUUAUUUUAAUCAAAAUGCAUUCUGGCAAUAUGUUAACCAGGCCAUUUAUGGCAAAUAGUGUCUGUAGAUACAAGUUUAGGCAAAUCGUUAUUUUUUUUAAUUGGCUAUUACCUUACAGAAAACCCAUAUACUUAGGAUUUUUUUAAAUUACUCGACCUCGCUGUUGAAAAUGAUUUAGACGUACAUAUUGCAGUGUAAAACAAAACAAAAAAUAAACUCUUGAUUAGUCCUUCCUUGACAACUUUCUGUGAAAGCAGUAACGUUUACAUUAAGUGCCACAAGUUCUGCAUUUAAAAAAUUUCUGUACUGUACAUUUUAACAGAGAAGUGCAGUAAUUUAUGCAGGUCUGUGGAUAAACCACACCACCUUGUCAUGAUGUCUUAUCCACUUACCUUUUCUGUAACAGAUUACACUGGUACUCGUGCAAAAAAUAACUUGCUGGACGUGAAUGCCAAAUUGUGUUUUUUUUUUUCCUUGAAACAAAGCUGGCUUAAGUGUUUUUGUUUUUUUAAUCUGUUUUUGUACUGUAUUAAGGGCUUUUCAUUGUAUUUAUUUUUAAAUACUGUAUGACUUCAACUAAAUACUUUCUAGUGUAUUACUUAAUGCAAAUAAAUAUGCAUUUUUAUUAAAAAAAAAAAAAAAAAAAAAAAACACACAUCAGUGUUUGCUCUUAAGUAAAUUUUAGACUGUGUUCAACAUCACUUGGGGAAAAUGCUAAGCACUAACUCUACAGUACAAGAAUCUCCUAAGCUCAGUUUCCACUGCCCAGUGUUGCCCUGUACUGGAGCAUUCCUGUAGAGCCUACAAUUAAAGGUAAGAAUUUACACUAGUAGGAAUACAUAAUUUAUGCUAAAAACACCAAAAACGAUUACCAGAACCAAGUCUGGACAGCAGAAACGCAGCUUCAGAUUCUCACCUGUUGUAGAAUAAUCUCCCAGCAAAGGUGUCCCUACACAAACCUACUUUAACAAUGACUUGUAAUCAAUAAAAUAAUCUGAAGCAAUU